Closterium sp. NIES-65 is the source of this 1629-nucleotide messenger RNA. The record is from the annotation of a GenBank genome assembly. NCBI's taxonomy places the organism in Eukaryota, Viridiplantae, Streptophyta, Zygnematophyceae, Desmidiales, Closteriaceae.
AUGGACGUGGACCUGGACGUAGACGUGGACGUGGACGUGGACAUGGUCGUGGACGAUGACGUGGACAUGGUCGUGGACGUGGACGUGGACCUGGUCGUGGACGUUGACGUAAACGUGGACGUGGACGUGGACGUGGACGUGAACGUAGACAUGGACGUGGACGUGGACGUGGACGUGGACAUGGACGUGGACGUGGACGUGGACAUGGACGUGGACGUGGACAUGGUCGUGGACGUGGACGUGGAUGUGGACGUGGACUUGGACGUGGACGUGGAUGUGGACGUGGACGUGGACCUGGUCAUGGACGUGGACGUGGACGUGGACGUGGUUGUGGUCCUGGUCGUGGACGUCGACGUGGACGUGGACGUAGACGUGGUCGUGGACCUGGUCGUGGACGUGGACGUGGACGUGGACGUGGACAUGGACGUGGACGUGGUCGUGGACGUGGUCGUGGACGUGGUCGUGGUCGUGGACGUGGACGUGGACGUGGACGUGGACAUGGACAUGGACGUGGACAUGGACGUGGACGUGGACGUGGACGUGGUCGUGGACGUGGACGUGGACGUGGACGUGGACAUGGACGUGGACGAGGACGUGGACGUGGACGUGGACGUGGUCGGGGACGUGGACGUGGUCGUGGACGUGGACGUGGACGUGGACGUGGACCUGGACGUGGACGUGGACGCGGACGCGGACGUGGACGUGGACGUGGACGCGGACGUGGACGUGGACGUGGACGUGGACGUGGACGUGGACGGGGACACGGACGUGGACGCGGACGUGGACGCGGACGCGGACGUGGACGUGGACGUGGACGGGGACGCGGACGUGGACGCGGACGUGGACGCGGACGCGGACGUGGACGUGGACGUGGACAUGGACGUGGACAUGGUCGUGGACGUGGUCGUGGUCGUGGACGUGGACGUGGACGUGGACGUGGACGUGGACGUGGACGUGGACGUGGUCUUGGACAUGGACUUGGACGUGGACGUGGACGUGGACAUGGACGUGGACGCGGACGUGGUCGUGGACGUGGACGUGGACGUGGACGCGGACGUGGACGUGGACGUGGACGCGGACGUGGACGUGGACGUGGACGUCGACGUGGACGUGGACGUGGACGUGGACGUCGACGUGGUCGCGGACGUGGACGUCGACGUGGUCGCGGACGCGGACGUCGACGUGGACGCGGACGUGGACGUCGACGUGGACGCGGACGUGGACGUCGACGUGGACGCGGACGUGGACGUCGACGUGGACGUGGACGUGGACGUGGUCGUGGACGUGGACGUGGACGUGGACGUGGACGUGGACGUAGACGUGGACGUGGACAUGGACGUGGUCGUGGACAUGGACGUGGACGUGGACGUGGACGUGGACGUGGACGUGGACGUGGAUCUGGACGUGGACGUGGACGUGGACGUGGACGUGGACAUGGACGUGGUCGACGUGGACGUGGACGUCGACGUGGACGUGGACGUGGACGUGGACGUGGACGUGGACGUGGACGUGAACGUGGACGUGGUCGCGGACGCGGACGUCGACGUGGACGCGGACGUGGACGUGGACGUGGACGCGGACGUGGACGUGGACGUGGACGCGGACGUGGACGUGGACGUGGAGGACUAG